AUGAGUUGGAGGCUCUGUCUGUCGGUUUUCUUUCCUUUCGACGUAUGCCGCCUCACCUCAAUCCAGGGGCAGCUCGAAUACAUGCCUUUAAAAACCUCCUCGACGCACGGAUAUCAGUUCCAUUGGCAUGGCAUUAAUUCCCUUGUACAAAGCUGCCGGCGCCAGGGGUAUGCUGUCAAGCAAAACUGGGCCAGAACCCUUUCCCCCCCUGCCUGAGCGCACUCACCGUUUUCAUUACAGGCUACCGAUAGA
Neurospora hispaniola is the source of this 252-nucleotide messenger RNA. RefSeq lists its product as uncharacterized. The transcript has a single exon. The record is from RefSeq and is a predicted model, not a curated record. The coding region runs from base 1 to 216 and encodes 71 amino acids. NCBI's taxonomy places the organism in Eukaryota, Fungi, Ascomycota, Sordariomycetes, Sordariales, Sordariaceae.